Molecule: messenger RNA, 3075 nt
Organism: Guillardia theta CCMP2712
Lineage: Eukaryota; Cryptophyceae; Pyrenomonadales; Geminigeraceae
Exons: 4
Coding region: 1-3075 (1024 amino acids)
Biological process (GO): tricarboxylic acid cycle
Cellular component (GO): mitochondrion; oxoglutarate dehydrogenase complex
Molecular function (GO): thiamine pyrophosphate binding; oxoglutarate dehydrogenase (succinyl-transferring) activity
Source: RefSeq, a predicted model, not a curated record
AUGGGCUCGUAUCAGAAGCUGUUAGGAUUAUCCAGACUCAGCUCUAUCCCCAAUGUCGCCAACCCCUUCUACACCUUGCAGAAAUCUUUGCAGCAAAAUCGACGGAAUCGCAUACUUGCAGGAAGCAUAAGACAGUCAUCAAGUUAUGUCGAAGAGAUGCGACGAGCGUGGGAGAGGGAUCCCAGUUCCGUGCACGACUCAUGGGUGUCCUACUUUGAAAAGUAUAGCUCGAUACCGACCACGCACGCUCCAAGCCUUUCAAGUCUGCCGAACUCUGACGAAUUACAGAAGAUUGCAUCGGACCAUAUCAAGAUGUUGUUGUUCAUCAGAUCCUACCAAGUGCGGGGUCACUACAUGUGCAAGUUUGACCCCCUAGGAAUCAACGAUGCGAAUCUGCAUGUGGAUAAGUUUAGUUAUCGUGGAAGCCAGGAGCAGGCUGACAGUGUCCCCAAGUUUUUGGAUUAUCGAACAUACGGCUUCACAGAAGCGGAUCUUGAAAGGGAGUUUUACUUGAAUGCAAGCGUCAGUGGCAGGGGGGGUCUGAUAGGCAGUAAAGAGAAGAAGAAAUUGAAAGAGAUUAUCCAGAUCAUGAAAGAAGCUUAUUGUGGCACGGUGGGUGUGGAAUUCACGCAUAUUGCAGACCUUGAACAGCAAAACUGGAUUCGAUCAAAGUUUGAGAAACCCAAGAAAUUUGAAUUCGAUGAACAAGCCACACUCCGAGUACUUGAUCGCUUGAUUUAUUCUGUUCAGUUCGAGAGUUUCUUGGCUACUAAGUACAAUACCACGAAGCGUUUUGGCUUGGAGGGUGUCGAUUCGUUGAUUCCAGGUAUGAAGGCGAUGAUCGAUACGGCGGUGGAACUCGGCGUUGAGUCAAUCGAUAUCGGGAUGCCGCAUAGAGGUCGCCUGAAUGUCUUGGCGAAUGUUAUGCGUAAGCCCUUGGAGGAAAUGCUGUACGAAUUCAUGGAGGGAACGAUCACUGCAGAUGCUGAAGGCCAUUUGCUUGGCUCCGGGGAUGUGAAAUAUCACCUUGGGUUUACCAUGGAUCGCCCAACACAUAGCAAUAGGAAUGUUCACAUUUCCUUGUGCGCAAAUCCCUCGCACUUGGAGGCAGUCAACCCCAUCGUGGAAGGAAAGACAAGAGCGAAGCAACAUUACUCAGGAGACACGGAAAGGAAGCGAUGCAUGAGCGUGGUGCUCCAUGGAGAUGCAGCCUUUGCAGGUCAGGGGGUCGUCUACGAGACAUUGGAGCUCUCUGACAUCAAAGGAUAUACCACUGGUGGCACCAUCCACAUCAUCGCAAACAAUCAGAUUGGUUUCACGACGGAUCCUCGAUUUUCAAGGUCAUCACCUUACUGCACAGAUGUCGCUAAGUCGGUGGGUGCGCCCAUUUUCCAUGUCAAUGGUGAUGACCCAGAGGCUGUUUGCUGGGUCAUGUCCUUGGCUGCGGAAUUUCGACAGACAUUCCGCAAGGAUGUGGUGGUGGACAUCGUCGGUUACAGGAGGCAUGGCCAUAACGAGAUCGAUGAGCCCAUGUUUACUCAACCUCUGAUGUAUAAAAUCAUUAAGAAGCAUCCUGACGUUCUCAAGAUCUACUCCGACAAGCUGGUUGCUGAAGGACGUGUCACUCGGGAGAAGGUUGAAGAGAUGAAGGCAGCUGCUAACACAGUCUUCAACGAAGCCUUCGAGAAGGCCAAGGACCCGAACUAUCGCCCCCCGCCUUCUGCUUGGUUCGGUACUCAGUGGAAGGGCUACAAAACCAAGUUUCAGUUGGGAAAGAAUGACGAGACUGCUGUCCCUAAGGACACCUUGCAGUCCAUUGGGGAGAAGAUAUCUGCUGUGCCCCAAGGCUUCAACAUUCAUCGCAAGUUGGAGAAGAUGAUGCGCGACAAGCGAAAGGCUGUUUGCGAUCAGGAGAAGGGGAUCGACUGGGGAACUGCUGAGGCCCUUGCAUUCGGAAGCUUGUUGUUGGAAGGCACCCAUGUUCGACUGUCAGGGCAGGAUGUAGAAAGAGGGACGUUCAGCCACAGGCAUGCAGUGCUCCACGAUCAGAAGAACGAGACCAAGUACAUUCCGCUCAACAACUUGUCUCCCAACCAAGCUAUGUUUGCCGUUUUCAAUUCUAACCUCUCUGAGUAUGCUGUCCUUGGAUUUGAACUGGGAUAUGCCAUGGAGAAUCCCAACUCACUCGUGUGCUGGGAGGCUCAAUUUGGAGAUUUUGCCAAUACAGCACAGGUGAUUAUCGACCAGUUUAUCAGCAGCGGAGAGCAGAAGUGGCUGAAAGGCUCCGGACUCGUCAUGCUCCUGCCCCAUGGAUUCGAAGGUCAAGGACCUGAACAUUCCUCAGCAAGGCUGGAGAGAUACCUUCAGAUGUGUGACGAUGACCCUGAUUACAUUCCUGAGAUGGAGGACACAGGGGUGCGACAGAUCCAAGAUGUCAACAUGCAGGUCGUCAAUCCGUCCACCCCCGCCAACUACUUCCACCUGCUGAGAAGACAGAUCCGCAGAGAUUUCCGCAAGCCUCUGAUCUGCAUCAGCCCCAAGUCUCUCCUUCGUCAUCCUCAAUGCCAGUCCGAUCUCUUGGAUUUCUACGACAACAAGGGAUUCCAGAGGGUUUUGCCGGACAGCCUUGAGGACAUCGUUCCCGACAAAGAAGUUCAACGACUUAUUCUCUGUUCUGGAAGAGUGUAUUACGACUUGGCUGCGGAGAGAGACAAGCGCAAUGUAAAGGAUGUGGCUAUCGUGAGGAUCGAGCAGAUUUGCCCCUUCCCCUACGACCGUGUCGGGCAAAUGUCUAUCCGAUACCCCAAUGCAGAGAUCUUCUGGGUGCAGGAGGAGCCGUUCAACCAGGGAGCUUGGGGUUACGUGCAGCCUCGCAUCGCCACAGCCCUUCGUGAUCUUAACGGUAAAGAAGCCUUCUACGUCGGUAGAAAUGCGGCAGCUUCUCCUGCCACUGGAAGUCCAGCCAUCCAUCAAGCCGAGCUGGAUCGUAUCCUAGAGGAUGCGUUUGCCCCUAACUACAAGCACGAGCAAUGGCAGUGGAGGCUGUCGGACUUGCUCAGUAAGACCAAGAAGUGA